GUUUGUCGUCGGGUUAGGUCUCUGAUUUGGUUGCCUACACAUCAAAGAAGCGACAACGUUUCGAAUAAACUCUUGAGAGAGAAGAGAGCGAGAAUGAUAGAGGAAGGUCCACCAGCUCCGAAGGUUCUCCGUAUGGUCUACUUCGUCGGCGCCGGAUUUUUAUGUACAUUCGCGAUCAACAAAUGGCUUGAGAUGGAGAAAAAAUCAAAUCUGAAACAGCAGCAGCUGGAGAAGAAGAAUCAACAAGGAGAUGGAGCUUUGUUUCCUUCAGAUUCGGUUCACAAAGCUAUGAAAUAAGAUCAUCUUCAUCUGUAUUAUUGAUUUUGAUCCAGAUGCAAAAGAUAUCGCAACUCUUUAAGUACUAUUAUACUAUCUUUGACCUCAAAGUUUGCAUUAUCUCUCGAUUUUUUUGUUUGCGUUUCCAUAAAAGAUCCGCAGUUGUGAGAUUUGGACACAAUGGUUUGCUUGCUGCUUGUGCACACAGUACAAAAGAUUGUUGCUUGUCUUGA
Messenger RNA from Raphanus sativus (radish), 509 nucleotides. RefSeq lists its product as uncharacterized. The record is from RefSeq and is a predicted model, not a curated record. The transcript is spliced from 2 exons. Bases 94 to 297 code for a protein of 67 amino acids. Lineage: Eukaryota; Viridiplantae; Streptophyta; Magnoliopsida; Brassicales; Brassicaceae.